Dipodomys ordii (Ord's kangaroo rat) is the source of this 2190-nucleotide messenger RNA. It is a transcript of the gene Gfral, whose product is annotated as GDNF family receptor alpha like. The record is from RefSeq and is a predicted model, not a curated record. Lineage: Eukaryota; Metazoa; Chordata; Mammalia; Rodentia; Heteromyidae. The coding region runs from base 1 to 2190 and encodes 729 amino acids. Gene Ontology annotation, cellular component: signaling receptor complex; external side of plasma membrane. Gene Ontology annotation, biological process: nervous system development. The transcript is spliced from 9 exons. Gene Ontology annotation, molecular function: signaling receptor activity.
AUGGCAGCCGCGCCCCCUCCGGCCAGCUGCUCUCCCAACACGACGCCUACCUUCAUGCGCCCAUUUACCCAGCUCCCAUGCUUGGCAGAGCUUCAGUCCGUGCCUUUCCACUCUGCCCCUAAAGAUAACACAGAGCGUCCUCACUUGCGAACACGACGCACCAGCAACGCUCAAUCAACAGCGCAGGAAAGACCUUUCCCCGUGCACAGCGGCCACACCUGCCCCUUCACGUGCUGCCCGCCUUUCCUGGAAGUUAAUAUCUUCGGAGCUGCGGGGCUGAGCGGGGAGGAGGACUCUGGAGGCUGCACCUGCACCGGCUGCGAGAGCGCGUGGAGCGUCGUGGCGGAGGCCUGCACAGCUGCAGGUGAUCCCUGUAGCAUAACCAAUGCUUCGCACUGCGGCCUGAGCGUCCGUGCUUUGCUGGAAAGCAAACCCUGGCUUAAAGAAUGUCUCUGUGCUGGCGACCUCUAUUGUGCUGUGAGCAAAUUUCUUGGACAAAACUGCAUCAACGCCUCAGAAGAAUCGGUGCAGUUCCCUGCCUCGGGGUCAGGAUGGGACCACGCGGGAGCCCCAUCGUCCACGGCGGGAGUGCGGGCGCCCUGUCCCACCGCGGGGCGUGUCUGUGCCCGGCCGCAAGAGAGCUGUAAGGAAGCCUGCAGUGCGCAAGCCCUGUGGUGCCGCGGCCGGGGCGGAGGGCAGCGCGGCCCGGGCGGAGGGCAGCUGUGCAGCACGGCCAGGGACCGUCUGAGCGCGACGCGUCUGUGGGACUGUCUGUGUCCCGACCCGCGGGACACGGGCUGCGCCAGCGUGUGGAAGCGUUUGUUUGAAGACAUUUGCAGCCGGGAGGCCGCGGCCUCGUCCCCUUUGCUCGCAGUUCCAGUGAGCAUCGCGACCGUGUUUAGACGGGAUCACGAUCACGGAAACAACGUGACCUUCACGAGGGCAGAAGGUGCCCUCUGUUUACCGUUCCUCUCUGGAGUCCCCGCACUGGGGCUGGGCCCAGCAAGCCCGCCCCGCGAGGGAGGCGCGGUGUCUUUUCUGGUGUGGGAGCGGAUGGGCGGCCCGCAUCCACUCCCCCGCGCCCAUGGCUGCUCCGUGCUCUGCUCCUGGCGUGGCAGCGAGAGGAGCCACGGUGCUGGGUCUGCGUGCGCCGCGCGCGGCUGGCUGCGUCCGCUCUCCUCGGAGGAGAGCGCGUCCCGCGUUGCCUGGACCCGCUCUCGGGUGGUGGGGAGGGAAGCAGCGGGGGUCUCCUCUUCUGAAGACACCGGUCCCGGCAGGUCUCCUGGCCCCGUGCUGCGUCUGCCCUCGGCCGUCCAUCACGGCUCCUCGGACAGGGCCGUGGGCCCAGCUGCCUCAGGGCUGCCACAGACGGAUGUGUGGCUACAGCCCCAAACUCCAUUCCACACGCUCAACAGUCGGCAUCUCCUGUGGGAGGUGCUGACUGCGCAGCCACUGGAGCGGGCCACGCCGGGGCUGACUGGGGUCUCGGGGUCACUCAGGCUGUGGCGGAGCCGGUCGUGCUGGGACGUGACGCGGGCCUGCCUGGAGGACCUGAGCUGUAACGCGCGCCUGGCUGCCUACCUCGCGGCCUGCCCAGCCCGCGGGGGUCCCUGCGCCCCGAGGCCCUGCCAGGCGGCCACCCGGCGCUUCUACGAGAGCUUGCCUCCCGCCGCGGCCCAGGCGCUGGCCCUGUGCACCUGCGAUCCUCCGGAUGACCAUGCGCUCUGCCAGCAGUCCCAGGACGCGCUCCACGGCCCCCGCUGCGCCCGCCCCGCGCGGCCCCGCACCUGCCUGCAGGUGAUGCGCAGCUGCCGGCGUGACCGCGUGUGCAGGGAGCGCUACCGGACGUUCCAGGCCGCGUGCUGGCCACGGGUCGCCGCCGAGUGCCAGGAGGACGAGACCUGUCUGGGCCUGCUGCACAGGCCGGGCCUCCGCUGCUCGGGGAGCAGGGGCUGCAGGGCUGCCUUCGUGGGGACCCUCGGCACCGCGCUCCACGCGCCCUGCACCUGCCAGGCCGCCGCCCAGAGCCAGGAGCUCCCGUGCCGGGCCGUCCAGCACCUGCUCCGGAGGGAGGCCUGCUUCCGAAGCAGCGUAGGGCAGGAGGGCGUCUGUGGGAAAGGACUGAAGCGCUCACCAGCCCAGAGGAUCGCCUGUGCCGGUGAAGCGACCCUGAGCGUGUUUCCCCGGUGA